CUCCUCUCUCUCUCUCUCUCAGGCACCACAUCUGAUUGGAUGGUUUAGUCAGAAUGACAGCCGAAGAUCCCGCCUCCUCCUCUUCAGCCAUGAGUAAUAACCCCGCCAAUUCCGGUUCCAACCCCCCAGGCCCCUCCCAUCACUCCCCCAACGGACCAAUCACAGUGCCCGAGGGUGUGGCCGGGGCCCCCAACGAGGCGGCCCUGGUGUCUCUGAUGGAGCGUACGGGGUACAGCAUGGUGCAGGAGAACGGCCAGAGGAAAUACGGCCCCCCGCCGGGCUGGGAUUCUGCCUCCCCGCCGCGCGGCUGUGAGAUCUUCGUGGGUAAGAUCCCCCGGGACGUCUAUGAGGACGAGCUGGUUCCGGUGUUCGAGUCAGUGGGUCAGAUCUACGAGAUGCGUCUGAUGAUGGACUUCGACGGGAAGAACCGCGGCUACGCCUUCGUCAUGUACACGCAGAAACACCAGGCCAAGCGCGCCGUGCGGGAGCUCAACAACUACGAGGUGCGCCCCGGCCGCCUCCUGGGGGUCUGCUGCUCUGUGGACAACUGUCGCCUCUUCAUCGGGGGCAUCCCCAAAACCAAGAAGAGAGAGGAGAUCCUGGAGGAGGUCUCCAAGGUGACGGAGGGCGUUCUAGAUGUUAUAGUGUACGCCAGCGCAGCAGACAAGAUGAAGAACCGAGGCUUUGCCUUCGUGGAGUACGAGAGUCACCGCGCUGCGGCCAUGGCCCGCAGGAAGCUGAUGCCCGGCAGGAUCCAGCUGUGGGGGCACCAGAUCGCCGUGGACUGGGCGGAGCCAGAGAUAGACGUGGACGAGGACGUCAUGGAGACUGUGAAGAUUCUAUACGUCAGGAACCUGAUGAUGGAGACCAGCGAGGAGACACUACGACAGGUUGGAUUGAUUGGUUGAUUUACUGAUUGGUUGAUUUAUUGGUUGAUUGACUGUUUGAUUUAUUGGCUGAUUGAUUGAUUGACUGAUUGAUUGAUUGACUGAUUGGUUGGUUGAUUUAUUGAUUAGUUUAUUUAUUGUUGAUUGUUGAUUGAUUGAUUGUAUUAACAUGUCUCUGUGUUCUAGGUGUUUGGCCAGUGGAACCCAGGCUGUAUUAACAUGUCUCUGUGUUCUAGGUGUUUGGCCAGUGGAACCCAGGGCUGUAUUAACAUGUCUCUGUGUUCUAGGUGUUUGGCCAGUGGAACCCAGGCUGUAUUAACAUGUCUCUGUGUUCUAGGUGUUUGGCCAGUGGAACCCAGGGCUGUAUUAACAUGUCUCUGUGUUCUAGGUGUUUGGCCAGUGGAACCCAGGCUGUAUUAACAUGUCUCUGUGUUCUAGGUGUUUGGCCAGUGGAACCAGGGCUGUAUUAAUAUGUCUCUGUGUUCUAGGUGUUUGGCCAGUGGAACCCAGGGCUGUAUUAACAUGUCUCUGUGUUCUAGGUGUUUGGCCAGUGGAACCAGGGCUGUAUUAACAUGUCUCUGUGUUCUAGGUGUUUGGCCAGUGGAACCCAGGCUGUAUUAACAUGUCUCUGUGUUCUAGGUGUUUGGCCAGUGGAACCCAGGGCUGUAUUAACAUGUCUCUGUGUUCUAGGUGUUUGGCCAGUGGAACCCAGGCUGUAUUAACAUGUCUCUGUGAUCUAGGUGUUUGGCCAGUGGAACCCAGGGCUGUAUUAACAUGUCUCUGUGUUCUAGGUGUUUGGCCAGUGGAACCAGGGCUGUAUUAACAUGUCUCUGUGUUCUAGGUGUUUGGCCAGUGGAACCCAGGGCUGUAUUAACAUGUCUCUGUGUUCUAGGUGUUUGGCCAGUGGAACCCAGGGCUGUAUUAACAUGUCUCUGUGUUCUAGGUGUUUGGCCAGUGGAACCCAGGGCUGUAUUAACAUGUCUCUGUGUUCUAGGUGUUUGGCCAGUGGAACCAGGGCUGCGUGGAACGUGUCAAGAAGAUCCGCGACUACGCCUUCGUCCACUUCUCAUCCCGUGACGAUGCGGUGGUUGCCAUGGACCACCUGAACGGGACGGAGGUGGAGGGGUCCUGCAUCGAGGUGACCCUGGCUAAGCCUGUUGACAAAGAGCAGUACACGCGCUACCAGAAGGCGUCUAAAGGGGGCGCUACGGCAGCCGUGGCGGCUCCAGAACCAGCCCAGCAGAACUACGUGUACCAGUGCGACCCCUACACCCUCACCUACUAUGGGUACCCCUACAGCACGCUCAUCGGACCCAACAGGGACUACUUCAUCAAAGGUUAGAAGCCUUUCCUUCUGCUCCUCUCUGUGUAUAUAUAUAAAUGCAGCCUGUUUCUGCUUCUUUGUUGUCAUGAUCCCACUGUUAUGAAUGGGCUCAUUAUUACCAUGGCAACAUUAGUAUGACAAGGACAAAGCAUUUGAUUUGAUUGAACCGAUCUGUAGAUAGAUGGUGUGCUGUUUGUAAACGUAACCAAUACUGAAUACUGAAUCCACCUCAUCAGUACACGUGAUUAGUAGAUGAUCAUGAUGAAUACGGUGAUGACAUUUGAUGAAUCAGAUGAAUAGGAGAAAUGGGUGUGUUCUAAAUGAUUAUUGAUCUCUCGCCCAUGAAGAGUGGUCUGGUUCUAAAUCACUGAUCUACUUUUUGAAAACCUGCCGGCUUCUAAAUAGAGCAGCACGUAUACUGUUGGAGUGGUAAAGGGACGCUCCGCAAUAUGACAUCACAGGAUACAGCGGGGUGACUUCCUGCUUAGGGACUACAAGAACAACAAUAUUCCAAGAUGGCCACCGUUGGGUCUUCCUAGUUUCUUUCCUCCUUUGAGGCAUAUAGGAGUACCACAGUAUGAGUCAUAAUACCCAUGAAAACCUAGCGUGUCAAACAAGGAAAUGGUUUCAAUCAUUUUCCCAUCAUUCAUUUUUCCAAUAGGGGAUUUUAGAAACACUUAAAAUAAGGGUUGUGUUUCGUGUAGGCUUACCCUGGCGUGACGUUUUGAUAACCGUGUAAAUCUCUCUAGGACAAGGUGACUUUUAUCAAUGUAUUCGCCUGUAUUUACCCACCAAAAAUGAAAUGCUAAUUAGCUGCUAAUGUGGCUAUCAUAAAGAACUACAAAUGCCAUGAUGAUCUGGACGAGACUGCCGAAUCAAGGCAAAGGUAAGAAUCUCUGGAUUAACUAUCUAAUGUUAGCUAAAUUUAGUAAUUAAUAAAUUGUUAGCAUUUCUUUACAUGGACAUUAAUGAGAACUGUCUGUCUUGUGCAAGUUUUAAAUUGACACAAUACCUGUUAGCUUAAAGCUAACCCUAGCCCUAACCUGUUAGCAAAGGUGUCAGCUAGAGAUGACGUGCAGGAGCUGGCAGGGAUUUGUAGUCUUUAAUGAUGUUGACUUUGAUGCUAAUUAGCAUUUUAGAAUCUGAGAGUAAAUAGAGCUGAAUAUAUUGAUAAAAGUCACCUUGUCCGUGAGAGAUUUACAUGGUUAUCAAAACGUCACGCCAGGGUAAGCCUACACGAAACACAGCCCUUAUUUUAAGUGUUUCUAAAAAUCCCCUAUGGGAAAAACGAUUGGAACCAUUUCCCCUGUUUGACCUCUAGGUUUUAUGGGUAUUAUGACACCUCCACUGUGGGACUCUAUACCUGCAUCAAGAGGAUGCCCCCUAGUGGCUGUCUGGAGUAUUGGCAGAUUAGAAUUCCGCUGUCCUUGACGUCUGCAAGCAGGAAGUACCUCUGUGGACGCCAUGUUGCAGAGUGUCCGUUUGAGUGCUGAGCCCCAUCCCACUGUGAUGAGUGAUGCUGGAAGGUGUCUGGGUGGCAGCUCAACUAAUCUGUGUCCCUAAAUAGCACCCUAUUCCCUCUGUAGGGCACUACUAUGGGCCCUAACCCUAUAGGGCCCUGGUCUAAAGUAGUGCACUACAUAGGGAAUAGGGUGCUAUUAGGGACGACCCCCCCUAAUCCGUCCAGACGUUGACUGUGAUCACUGUGUUCUGGUUUUUCUCUCCAAAGGAGGCCCAAUGAUACAGACCAAUGGUAAUCUAUUCCAUCCUUAUUGGCUACUCCUUAACACUCCCUAUCCAAUGAAACAUCAACUCCUUGGUCAUGUGACUAACUCUCUCUGGUUUCUAUAACAACUUCCUCUCCUACUGUUCCGUCACCUUUUAGUUCGCUGGGUAGACAGACAAACUGUCAGACCCACGAUGUGUCCCACACUCCUUCAGGACUCCAGUUACCAGAUACUAGAUGUCCUUCCAGUGUUGGAACAAAACACAAACUAAUGACUAGAUAAACAUUAACAACGUAUAUAUUUUGCACCUUCUGACAAACAGCGUAAAAUGCUGCCCCAUAGCAACCCCCAUGAUGUUGCUAACGACGGCUUCACACAUUCACCCAAAAGUCUAAACUGGAUCGAUUGAAGUUGACGUUUAAAAUGGUUAAAGUAAGGGUUAAGGUUAGGUGAGGGUUAAGGUUAAGGUUAGGUGAGGGUUAAGGUUUGACUCCUGAGUGGCGCAGUGGUCUAAGGCACUGCAUCGCAGUGCUAACUGUGCCACUAGAGAUCCUGGUUCGAAUCCAGGCUCUGUCGCAGCCGGCCACGACCGGGAGACCCAUGGGGCGGCGCACAAUUGGCCCAGAGUCGUCCAGGGUAGGGGAGGGAAUGGCCGGCAGGGAUGUAGCUCAGUUGAUAGAGCAUGGCGUUUGUAACGCCAGGGUUGUGGGUUCGAUUCCCACGGGGGGCCAGUAUAAAAAGAUAUGUAUUCACUAACUGUAAGUCGCUCUGGAUAAGAGCGUCUGCUAAAUGACUAAAAUGUAAAAAAAUGUUAGGUGAGGGUUAAGGUUAGGUGAGGGUUAAGGUUAGGUGAGGGUUAAGGUUAGGUGAGGGUUAAGGUUAGGUGAGGGGUAAGGUGGGUGAGGGGUAAGGUUAGGUGAGGGGUAAGGUUAGGUGAGGGGUAAGGUUAGGGUAAGGGUUAAGGUUAGGGUAAGGGUUUAGGGUAGGGACGUCCCAAGGAUCUCAGAUAGCAAUAACACACCUUUAGUACCACAGGAGGUUCGUGGCACUUUAAUUGGGGAGGACGGGCUCGUUGUAAUGGCUGGAGCGGAAUCUUAUCAAAUAUAAGCCAUUCCAUUCGCUCCGUUCCGGACAUUAUUAUGAGCCGUCCUCCCCUGUGUUUAGUACCCUAGAGAGAUACUAUACAAAGUAACUUUAUUAAAGAAUGACGAGGUGCCCUGCCAGGGUUGGAAAGGGUUAGUGCCUUGAUAAACUCCCUCAGCUUCUCUACUCAGUCUGAAAUAGUAACCGUGAAGACAGUAGUCAAACCCUUCAAGACAUGUCCUCAGAACAGCGUAAAGACCUCGUUCUGCCCUGUUUUUCACCCAUCCAUAGAGAUGGCAUUGAGGGCUAUCUCCAUUUUAAAGUAGUCCAUUUAGUAGCCAAUUAAACAGCUAUAUAUAUAUAUAUAUCCUACGCCCCUAUAUAUUGGCCCUGUGCUAAACAACCCCUAUAGAACAUGUCCUGAACAUAUCCCAUGCCCCUAUAUAUUGAAGCGCCCCCCCCCCCUAAACAGCGCCCCCCUGUGGCCUGUCUCCAGCAGGUGCUGUGCGAGGUCGUGGCCGCGCGACGGCAGCUAGCCGUGCCCCUGGCCCCCGGGGGUCGUACCUGGGGGGUUACUCUGCUGGGCGGGGUAUCUACAGCCGGUACCAUGAAGGAAAGGCCAAGGGCCCCGACAACAAGGCCUACGAGCUGGUCCCCUCCAUGGAGCUGAAUGCCUCAGUCAACCCUCUGGGCAUCAAGCCUUGCACAAGUCAGUCACACACAGAUACGCCCCCCCCCGCCCCCCCGUCCCCCCCCCCCCCCCGUCGUCCCCCUAAACUGUCCCCCUGUACCGCCGGCUGCUUUCUUCUGUUUUCUGCUUCCUGUCUCCGGCCUGGCUCCAGUCAGUCAGUGGAAGAUAGAGUUCUCGGACCUUUACACUGACUCCCUACUGCCGUCUUUCCACCACUCAGCUCCAGUUCCCAGAGGACAGCAGGCAGCUGGGAUAUAGGGAAAAACAAGGAUGAAUUGAUGGGAAAUAGAUGUCUCUGUAAAUGCUUUACGACUAAGAGACACUACUGCCCCCUCCUGGACUGGAGUUGAGCUGCAAGCCAUCCUUCUCAGAGAGGCUGUCUGUCUUUCUCUCUCUAUUUCCAUCCAUCUCUCUUUCUGUUUGCUCUCUAUCUGAUCCCUUCUUCAGAUCAGGAGGAAAAAAAAAACAUCUCAUGACGAUGAUGAUGAUGAUGAUGGUGAUGAUGAUGAUCAUGGUGAUGAUGUUUUCUUUACUGUAAAUUCCUCAACCCUUCAGAUCAGGGGUUCAGAGUCACAAUCUCUGACCCCCUGACCUCUUCUGAUUAACGUCACUCAUUGGUUGAUUAGGGUUCCGUUAGGUGCAUCUCCGUAUGGAACGAUAAUCUGAUUCUAAUCUGGACGUGAUUGCUCAAUCCCCAAUCCCCUUCUCAGUCUCUGGAAUAACUGGAUCAGAGAAACUCAAUGGACUUUUGUCCAUCUGAAACAAUGAGUGACCUUGUGUUGGCGUGUGUGUUAGCGUGUGUGUGUGUUAGCGUGUGUGUGUGUGUGUGUGUGUGUGUUAGCGUGUGUGUGUGUGUGUGUGAAGGGGGUUUAAUCCAGAACUAAGCACCAUCUUAAUCUGAAUCACACCCCAACCAACAGAGGCUGACACUAACUAGUGUAACUCCAUUCUCUCUCUCUCUUUCCCUGUUUCUUUCUCUUCAUACUGUAAAUAUAUAUAUAUAUAUAUAUAAUAUACUCUGUCCUGUUGACGCUGUCCCUCUGCUCUCAAUGUCUCAUAGUGGCAUUUCCCAAUCUGACUAUCAUUCUGGGGUUGUGUGUGUGUGUCUCUCUGUGUGUGUGUGUGUGGUGUGUGUCUGUGUGUCUGUGUGUCUGUGUGUGUGUGUGUCUGUGUGUGGUGGUGUGUGUGUGUGUGUGUGUGUCUGUGUCUGUGUGUGUUUGUGUGUGUGUGGUGUGUGUGUGGUGUGUGUGUGUCCUGUGUCUGUGUGUGUGUGUGUGUGUGUGUGUGUGUGUGUCUGUGUGUGUCUGUGUGUCUGUCUGUGUGUGUCCUGUGGUGUGUGGUGUGUGUGUGUGUGUGUGCUUGGUGUCUGUAGUAGUGUGUGUGUGGAUGUGCGAUGUGUGGCUGAUGGAGUGCUGUGUGUGUGUGUGUGUGUGUGUGCAGUGGGCAUGCAGGCUCUAUCAGGCCAGUACCCAGUGUUCUCCUCAGCCCAGGGAGCCAAGCUGAUGGAGGAAGGGAAGAUGCACCAUGCUGUGGAACACCUCAUGAACCCCUUGGCCCUGCAGCACGACCACACAGGCCAGAACGCACAGGCUGUUUACCUGCUGUCUCACACCGCACCCUUCCAGGUACACACACACACCAACACACACAGGCCAGAAACGCACAGGCUGUUCUACCUGCUGUCUCCACACCGCCACCCUUCCAGGUACACACACACACACACACACACACACAGACACACACACACACACACACACCACACACAGGCCAGAACGCACAGGCUGUUCUACCUGCUGUCUCCACACCACCACCCUUCCAGGUACACACACACACACACACACACACACACACAGGCCAAACCACACCACACGCUCCACACCACACCCCCAGACACACACACACACACACACACACAGACACACACACAACACACACACAGGCCAGACGACAGGCGUCUACCGGUCACACACCACCACCACCAGGUACACACACACAACACACACACAGCACAGAACCACAGACAGAUCACACUGCGACUCACACACCGCCACCACUCCAGGACACACACACCACAACACAACACACACACACCACACACACACACACACACAGACACAGACACAGACACAACACAGACACAGACACACACACACACACACACACACCACAACACAGACACAGACCACAGACACACCACAACAGACACACACAGACACACACACACAGACACACGACACCACACACACACACAGAACACAACACCACAACACGACAAACAAGACACACACACACAUACACACAACACACAACACAACACACACCAACCACACAACACACACACACACACACCCGACACACACAGGACACACACCGGACACAACCAGACACCCACACAGACCCACACACCAGACAAACAUGAAAUUUCAUGUCCAUAUGAAACGUUGAAUACAGCAUCCACUAAUCUCCCUCCCCUCCCCCCUCUCUCCCCCCUCCUCUCUAUCCCCCCUCUCUCUCUCUCUCUCCCUCCCCUCUCUGCUCCCUCUCCCCCUCCUCCCUCAGGGUCGUCCCAUCACACCAGUGUAUACCAUGACCCACAACAUGCAGCGUAUCCCCACGGCCAGUGGUCUGUACGGAGCAGGCUACAUGCCCAUCACAAACUACAACACUGCUGCCCUGGCAGCCCUGCAGAAGAACGCAGCCGUGGCGGCGGCGGCUGCCUACGGAGGCUAUGCCUACACCAUGCCCCAGGCCUUCCCCGCCGCCGCCUUCCAGGUGCCCAUCCACGACGUCUAUCAGACCUACUGACAACCAGAUGUCUGGUCCACAACGCCUGUUCAACCACCACUCAACGUUCAAACCACUUCUGCAUGGUGAUGUCAAGCAGAACUACAGACGAUCUACAGAAGAGCCCCUCCUCAUUUCCACCUCUCACCUCCCUCCCCAUUCAACUCAAUGUUUAAACGGCAACAUCUAUGCAACGUCCAUAAUGUCGGGGUAAACUAAUUGACCCCUACGCAAACUCUACUCAACGUCGGUUCAACAUAGCCCAACGUCUAGGCUACGUUAUGACGUGUGCCAAACCUUCAACGUUUAAACAACGUCUAUGCAAGACCUACUGGCUUCUUCCCCAGGUAUAUAUUGGUCCUAAUGAAUACUGGACCAGACUUUCCCAACAU
Molecule: messenger RNA, 8888 nt
Organism: Coregonus sp. 'balchen'
Lineage: Eukaryota; Metazoa; Chordata; Actinopteri; Salmoniformes; Salmonidae
Source: the annotation of a GenBank genome assembly